Photinus pyralis (common eastern firefly) is the source of this 542-nucleotide messenger RNA. RefSeq lists its product as uncharacterized. The transcript has a single exon. The record is from RefSeq and is a predicted model, not a curated record. NCBI's taxonomy places the organism in Eukaryota, Metazoa, Arthropoda, Insecta, Coleoptera, Lampyridae. The annotation marks the transcript as partial.
GGCACAAAUCGAUUACUUUUCAUCUGCUCAAAAAUGCGAGCCAUUUUUCUUUUGUACGUAUUUUGUGCAAUCGCUAAAGCUGAACAUAUUACGUUCGGUUACGCGUCGUCCAUUGCGGUCUACAAGAAAAGCGCAUAUCUUGCUCUUCCUCGCAGUUCUUGCUACAAUGAUCCGUUGGGUCCUACCCUUCUGGAAGUGCAAUGGAAUGCCGACAAUUCCCAGCUGAAUUCGGAGCGCAAAUCCUUCUUCGGUCAGACUUGGGGGAAGUGCAGUCAAUUGCAAAGUGCAAUCUCGCUGGACGUCAACAAUCGGAAAAGUCGGCUUUGGGUGUUGGACCAGGGGAACGACCAUUGCCCGCCAAAGGUCGUCGUUUACGGUUUGCCCUCAAAUAUGGAGUUGGCGAAAUGGACACUUGGCAAUUUUGGACCGGACGAGCUAAGUAUGCUGAUUCUUGACGUUUCAGACGAGUAUGGGACACUCUGUUACGUUGGCAACAAUCGGUUUGAUAAAUUAACAGUUGUUUCUUAUGAUCACCGCAAGUG